GUCCCCUCUUGGAAUCUGUUUUUCCAUUUCUGCAGUGAAAGGGCUGACUGAUGAUUUACAAGGAUGUUUCCUGCUCUGAAACUCUGUCUUGGAGUCUAGAUUUCCACGUGACAUUGGAGAAGUCUGACGGAGACAAGGGAAUCUGAAAUGCCAGUGGCUCUGGACCCGGCUCUCUGCUCAGCCUAGCUCAUCUUUGCCUGAGACUUGGGAGUGAGCCCCGGCUCCCCGGACGCGCCUGGCUUUGCACCUACUCCUCCCUCUCCCACAUACUCACCAAAGGGGAUUUCUCUUCUACAUAUCCCAGAAGGGCACCAGGGCCCUUGUCCCCAACCCAGAGGCAGCCAUGGGGGCCUGUGCUGUGGUGACUGACGCCAACAUCUCAUCCGGCCUGGAGAGCAACAUCACGGGCCUCACAGCCUUCUCCAUGCCCGGCUGGCAGCUGGCACUGUGGGCCGCAGCCUACCUGGCUCUGGUGCUGGUGGCUGUGACAGGCAACGCCACAGUCAUAUGGAUCAUCCUGGCCCAUCAGAGGAUGCGUACAGUCACCAACUACUUCAUUGUCAACCUGGCCCUGGCCGACCUCUGCAUGGCCGCCUUCAAUGCCGCCUUCAACUUCGUCUACGCCAGCCACAACAUCUGGUACUUUGGCCGUGCCUUCUGCUACUUCCAGAACCUCUUCCCCAUCACAGCCAUGUUUGUCAGCAUCUACUCCAUGACUGCCAUCGCCGCCGACAGGUACAUGGCCAUCGUCCACCCCUUCCAGCCACGGCUCUCAGCGCCCGGCACUAGGGCAGUUAUUGCUGGCAUCUGGCUGGUGGCCCUGGCCCUUGCCUUCCCCCAGUGCUUCUACUCCACCAUCACCAUGGACCAGGGUGCCACCAAGUGUGUGGUGGCCUGGCCCGAAGACAGCGGUGGCAAGACACUCCUUUUGUACCAUCUCGCGGUGAUCGCCCUCAUUUACUUCCUUCCUCUCGUGGUGAUGUUCGUCGCCUACAGUGUCAUCGGCCUCACGCUCUGGAGACGCACUGUUCCCGUGCACCAGGCUCACGGCGCCAACCUGCGCCACCUGCAGGCCAAGAAGAAGUUCGUGAAGACCAUGGUGCUGGUGGUGGUGACGUUUGCCGUCUGCUGGCUGCCCUACCACCUCUACUUCAUCCUGGGCAGCUUCCAGGAGGACAUCUACUGCCACAAGUUCAUCCAGCAGGUCUACCUGGCGCUCUUCUGGCUGGCCAUGAGCUCCACCAUGUACAACCCCAUCAUCUACUGCUGCCUCAACCACAGGUUUCGCUCUGGAUUCCGGCUUGCUUUCCGAUGCUGCCCAUGGGCCACACCAACCGAGGAGGACAAGAUUGAGCUGACUCAUACUCUCUCCCUCUCCAGGAGGGUCAAGAGGUGUCACACUAAGGAGACUUUGUUCAUGGCUGGGGAUGUGGUCCCCUCUGAAGCUGCCAGUGGGCAGGCUGAAUGUCCCCAAGAUGGAGUGUCUACUGAACCCUGA
This is a messenger RNA of Camelus dromedarius (Arabian camel), 1498 nucleotides long. It is a transcript of the gene TACR2, whose product is annotated as tachykinin receptor 2. Gene Ontology annotation, molecular function: substance K receptor activity. NCBI's taxonomy places the organism in Eukaryota, Metazoa, Chordata, Mammalia, Artiodactyla, Camelidae. Bases 344 to 1498 code for a protein of 384 amino acids. The record is from RefSeq and is a predicted model, not a curated record. Gene Ontology annotation, cellular component: plasma membrane; sperm midpiece. The transcript is spliced from 5 exons. Gene Ontology annotation, biological process: G protein-coupled receptor signaling pathway; positive regulation of flagellated sperm motility.